ACUGUGUUUGUGGAGUGAGUACUUAGGAACCAAGAACAGCAACAUGGUUCAAGUGCAAUUUGGAGUGAAUUAAGACAAAAAUGUGUAUAAUUACAAUCAAAUAAGCACUGUGGAGUUUCAGUUGUGACGGCAGUAAGGAUAAAACCACCGAUUACAAGAUAAUGUUAAUGAGGUAAGAAAGUGUGUCUUGAAGAUUGCAGUAGUACUGAAGCAUGAGAAAUGGAUUUAGAAACAGAAGAGGAGCUCAAUCAUAAGCAAAGUCUAAAAGCUGCAGUUCACUUUACAGUAGGUCGAAUUUGUGAGCAAGUUGGAUGUGAAUAUGGGAUGUCUUUCAGCAAACAGGUCAUUGCUACAUUAUCAGAACUCACAGUGCGACAGUUUGAAGUCUACACUCAGGAUUUAGAAGCUUUUGCAAAGCAUGCACGUCGUACUACUAUUAUUGCUGAGGAUGUAAAGCUUCUUGUCCGUCGAAACAAACAUUUGCUAGAAAAAGUCAGUGAAAUAGCACAAGGACUGGAAAAACCAACUGGCAAGAAGAGAGGCAGAAAGAAAUCAAAGAAUACAGCUGGGACAUCAGGAGAUGCACCAGAGCCUUUGGAGAUUGAUAUUUCCUGAGAUCAGGUUGAAUAAGUCAGCAGUUAUGUCCACUAGGACCAGUUAACUGAAUUUAUAUUGUAUUGUGAUUACUAUUGAAGCUUCAGAUAGUAUAAGUUCUUUUAAUUUUUUAUAAGUUAAUUUGUUCAUGUUGAUUAUUAAUUUCUUCAGUGCCUAUAAUCCUUUAUAUAUAUUGAUUGUCCACUAACCAGGUGGGGCAGACAGGUGCUUGUUUCCCCCAUAAAGUUUGGCAAAAACCAAUAAUAUAAAUGUAAAGAUAUGUAAUUGAUGCAUUGCAGUCUACAAUCAACACAAUUUCAGAAUAUGUUCUUCAAUUGAAGCUGUGACAAGGCUUUACUAAGAUGAGUAAAGACUGCUUUAUAACAACUAUUCUAAGAGGGCCUUUCCUGUGUAAAGGUAAUUUUGUGUUUGUGUGAAAUAAAUUAUAAUUAAAACCGUCCUCUGUAAAGUUUUACAAGAGAACAGCUUGAGUUGUCCUUUUAUGAUUGUAUAUAAAGAUUUUGCUAACA
Messenger RNA from Macrobrachium nipponense, 1124 nucleotides. Its product is annotated as centromere protein S-like. Gene Ontology annotation, molecular function: chromatin binding; protein heterodimerization activity. Gene Ontology annotation, cellular component: FANCM-MHF complex. The transcript is spliced from 5 exons. The record is from RefSeq and is a predicted model, not a curated record. Lineage: Eukaryota; Metazoa; Arthropoda; Malacostraca; Decapoda; Palaemonidae. Gene Ontology annotation, biological process: resolution of meiotic recombination intermediates; replication fork processing. The coding region runs from base 220 to 615 and encodes 131 amino acids.